AUGGCAGCGACUUCUCCGCACAUCGCGGCACGAGCCUAUGGAUCAAAUGCCACAUACAUAUAUGACUACUCGAGGGGGUUGGACGGCGUGGACGUACCUCGGGAUGUGAUCAUUACUCGAAUCAUCUACAUUUCCUUGGCUGCAGUGGCAGUCGGAUUAUUCUGUGGCCGAGUGGCCCAAAUGAGCUAUGCCUAUCUACGCCGAAUCACCGCAUCGGGUGCAAAUAAACAGCAGCAGAACUUCUGGGCCCAGGAACAAUCAAGAUGGUGGCCCAAUCUCAAGAAACACCUGCUCUACGCCCCAUUAGGGACUAAGAGGCACAAUCGAGAACUGCAGCUUUCUUCCGUGGUCAGUGUUGGCACCUUGCCCUCCCGACUGCAAGCCAUCAUGGUCAUACUAUACUUCGUCAGUCAAGUUACAUACUGCGUCUACCUGGAUUACAGCGUCAACAACAAGGCAGCCCUGGUGGCUGAACUCCGUGGCCGAUCCGGGACGCUGGCUGUCCUCAACAUGAUACCUCUCUUCAUCCUCGCUGGAAGAAACAACCCCUUGAUCCCGAUCCUGCACAUCAGUUUUGACACAUACAACCUCCUCCACCGCUGGCUGGGCCGCAUCGUCGUUCUCGAGUCAGUCGUGCACACAGUCGCAUGGGCCGUCAACGCCGUUGACGAGGAAGACUUCACCCACAUGCUCGCCCGCCUCCGCAACACCCCCUUCUUCUCCUGGGGUCUGCUAGGCACAUGUUCAAUGAUUUUCCUCAGCCUCCAUUCCCCCUCGCCUAUCCGCCACGCCUUCUACGAAACCUUCUUGCAUCUACACCAGCUCGCCGCAGUCCUCGCCUUCAUCGGCAUCUACGUGCAUCUCCGAAUCGACAACCUCCCCCAGCAAACCUGGGCAAGAAUAAUCGCCGCAAUCUGGCUAGGCGACCGACUUGCCCGUCUAUUCCGCCUCCUCCACCUCAACGUCUCAACCUCCGGCACAACAGCAAUGGUCGUCCAAGCCCUCCCCGGCGAAGCCUGCCGCGUAACCUUCCACCUCCCAAAACUCGUCCACAUCCAACCAGGCUGCCACGUCUUCGCCUACAUCCCCAAAAUCUCCUGGUGGAUGUCCCACCCCUUCUCAAUCGCCUGGGCAGAGCCCAGCACCAACGCCGUCCUCCCCUCCUCCCCAACCCACCAAGACACCAAAUACCAAGACCUGGAAAAACAAUCCAUCCAGUCCAAAUCCAAACCAACAACCCAAGUCUCCCUCAUCAUCGGCGCCCAGAAGGGCAUGACCAGACGUCUCUACGAUCUCGCCAACGCCUCGCCCUCGAAAUCCCUCAGCCUAACUGGCUUCAUCGAAGGCCCCUACGGCUCCCACCCAACAGACCCCGCCAGCUACGGUACAACCAUCCUCUUCAGCGCCGGUGCCGGAAUCACACAUCACCUCCUUUACACACGCCAGCUGGUCAUCCAAGCAGCCCAGCACUCAGCCGCAACCCGCAAAGUCUACCUCAUCUGGUCCGUCCGCUCGACAGACCACCUCGCCUGGGUGAGCAGCUACAUGGACGAGAUCCUGCAUCUACCCGGUCGACGCGAUAUACUAGUCAUCAAGCUGUUUGUCUCGAAGCCGCGCCGAGUAGCGGAUGUGGUUUCUCCAUCGCAGACGGUGCUGAUGCACUCCGGUCGGUGCAGGCCGGAAGUGGUGCUCGAUGAGAUAUUGCCUGAUAGGGCGGGUGCAGCGCUGGUGAGUGUUUGUGGGCCUGGUGCUUUUGCAGAUGAAGUCCGGGCUGCGGCGAGAGCGAGGAUCGGGAAAGGUGCAGUGGUGGAUUUUGUAGAGGAGGCUUUUACGUGGUGA
Messenger RNA from Penicillium paradoxum, 1839 nucleotides. Its product is annotated as ferric reductase family protein. NCBI's taxonomy places the organism in Eukaryota, Fungi, Ascomycota, Eurotiomycetes, Eurotiales, Aspergillaceae. The record is from RefSeq and is a predicted model, not a curated record. The transcript has a single exon. Gene Ontology annotation, biological process: intracellular iron ion homeostasis; copper ion import; iron ion transport. The coding region runs from base 1 to 1839 and encodes 612 amino acids. Gene Ontology annotation, molecular function: ferric-chelate reductase activity. Gene Ontology annotation, cellular component: plasma membrane.